Molecule: messenger RNA, 2202 nt
Organism: Drosophila persimilis
Lineage: Eukaryota; Metazoa; Arthropoda; Insecta; Diptera; Drosophilidae
Product: modifier of mdg4
Exons: 5
Coding region: 123-1655 (510 amino acids)
Biological process (GO): regulation of transcription by RNA polymerase II
Cellular component (GO): nucleus
Molecular function (GO): DNA binding; protein binding
Source: RefSeq, a predicted model, not a curated record
ACAACGUGAAAUCGACGUCGAGUUUUGCUCGGAAAAAUAUUAACUUGUAGUUUUAUUUUAUUAAAAAAUAUUGACCCAGCGGACGCAUAUACAAAAAAGUAUUGAUUUUUUCAACGUCCAAGAUGGCGGACGACGAGCAAUUCAGUUUGUGUUGGAACAACUUCAACACGAAUCUGUCUGCGGGGUUCCACGAGUCUCUAAUCCGUGGCGAUCUCGUGGACGUCUCAUUGGUGGCCGAGGGGCAAAUUGUUAAGGCCCACCGCCUGGUCUUGUCGGUGUGCUCGCCCCUGUUCCGCAAGAUGUUCACCAAUAUGCCGCUAAACACCCAUGCCUUCGUGUAUUUGAACAACGUUAGCCAUUCGGCUUUGAAGGACCUUAUCCAGUUUAUGUACUGCGGUGAGGUGAACGUGAAACAGGAUGCCCUGCCAGCGUUCAUUAGCACAGCAGAGUCGCUGCAAAUCAAGGGGCUGACCGAUAAUGAUCCCGCUCCGCCACCACCGCAGGAGCCGAGCCCCCCACCAGCACCAGCACCUAUUGUACAACAGCAACCGCCCCAACCCGUACCGGCCCAGCGCGUUCAGCGCCAACAGCCGCGUGCCUCUGCCCGCUACAAGAUCGAGACCGUCGAUGACGGCCUGGGCGAUGACAACAAGGGAACGACCCAAAUUGUCAUCCAAACAUCCGCACCGCAAGCCAUUGUACAACAACAAGCACAGCAACAGCAGCAGCAUAUCCAGACGCAGCAGAUGCAGACCGGAACGACAACGACCGCGACGCUGGUGUCGACAAACAAGCGUGCUGCCCAGCGCAGUAGUCUGACUGGGGGCGUGAAGCGCUCCAAGACGACAGCCACCACCGCCUCCGCCAACAUCAUUGACCCCCUGGACUCUGGAGCAGAGACGGCGACCACGUCUACAGCGCAACUGGUGCCCCAGCAAAUCACCGUGCAGACCGUGUCCGCUGCCGAAAGCAAGCUCCACCCGCAGCAGCUCCGCCAGCAAGCCCAACAACAACAACAGCAGCAAGAAGAAGCUGAAUACAUUGAUCUCCCAAUGGAAUUGCCCACAAAGGCUGAACCUGAAUAUUCCGAGGACCAUGGCGAUGCUGCAGGUGAUGGCGAUGCGACAUAUGUAGAGGACGACACAUACGGUGACAUGCGCUACGAUGACAGCUACUUUACGGAAAAUGAAGAUGCCGGCCCCCAAGCACCAGCCAAUACUAGCGGCAACAGUGCUACGGCGACAACAUCGAAGGCCGUGGUCAAGACGCAGACAUAUAGCGACUCAUCGUUUGUCGACACCAGCGCGGAUCCAGGCAACACUGAGGCUCAAGUCCCGUUGGGCCAGUUCGAGGCGGUGCUGCCGAAGGGCGCCUGGCUUGAGAAGCCGCCGUACUUCUUCAUGCGCAACCAGAAGCAGGGCUACAAUCUCGUCCACAACGGGUACAUGUACAAGAAGGAGGCAAGCUUCAGGGCCAGUGUCAAUUGGAUAUGCUCCGACGGCAAUGGGAAGCGGCUGAACGAGAACAAGUGCGCGGCCCGUGCCAUAACCAAGACGGGGGGUGGAAUCAAGCUGGGCAAGAAUGACCAUAACCAUAUGCCCCGCUUCACUGGCAACAAUGUGCCCGCCAAGCUCAUUACUAAGGGCAUCUUUUGAACACAAUAUUAAAGAUUAAACAAAAAACAGAACAAAAACCGAUAUUUGUAGGUUACUAGCUGUGUUGUAGUUGUCUUAGCCUAAGCUCCCAUCUCAUCAUUCUACCAUCUCAUCAUCCUAUCAUCUCAUCCUUCACCCUCUCCCUUUGAAUCUCCCACAAUUUCCUAGUAGCAGGAGCAUCGACACCGCCGUCCGUUCAGGACGCAGUCAAGUUCAAGCGUACGGCCUCGGGCGAGUUUCUGACGAUUAGCGGUCGCUUGUACAAGAAAAUUCGCGCCAUGCAGUACCGCUCCUACUACCACUGCCUGACGCCCAACUGCAAGGCCCACUAUGUCCUGGUGGAGCUCAGCCGCAAGCCGCGUCUCACCAAGCACAACGGUCAUGCCGCGCACUGUUGCGGCUAGUGCUGGAAGGAUCUGUAUGUAUAAUAUAGCCCUAACCCUGGUUCCACCAUAGACCUAGCCCUAGCCCUAGACUUAACAGCAACCCAUUGUUAGACAGUAAUCAAUCUAUUGCCCAAAUGUAAACCAAACAAUUGACAAAUCAA